GGUUUACCCUUAAAUCAAACGCGCAGCAAAGGCGCGCUUGUUGGUACAGAUGCGAUGCAUGGGCUCUUCAGAAUAUCAGAUUCGAAGGAGCAAAGAACUUGUGGCAAAGAGCAAUCGUAACUACGUGCCAGUGAAGUUAUUAUAAUUAAAGAAGUCUGCCUGGACCGCGGAAACCUUGGAAUUAUAAAACAACAUUUUUUUUUCAUUACAGAGUAUUGUUCUUUAUGUUGAUGUAUGUUUGCAAGACAGUGCGAGAUAUUCGGAUUACAGGACCCCACGUGUAAUGCCACUGUGAAAAAGCGCACCAGAGACUACGUAGCGAAAGGAGAAGGCUUGUGCUAAAAGCACGAUCGAAAUUCCCUGCAUACACUUAUAACACGAACUAGCCCAAAUGCGCUGCACAUGUUUUGAACGUCAGGCGUAGUCAGCGGAUUUUUGUCUGUAAUACCUUAACGCAGGGAAUACAAAAAGACCGCUUCAUCUAGCCACCGACCCUUUCCGACUUAAAUUGUCCCGACAAAACUGAUGAUGACGGAGAACAGCGAAAAGGAGAACGAGCCACAGAACCGGGAACUCCAGCGUUCGCCAAGCACAGUGUCCAUACAGCCCGUAUCUAAGCUGCAGCGUCUGAAGCGCUCCCUGUCCUUCAAGACCAUCAUGCGCAGCAAGAGCGUCGAGAACUUCUUCCAGAGGUCCAACAGCGACGCCCGCCUUCCCCCAGACUUCCUGACCGACCCCCCGCCCCCGUCUCCGCCGCUGCUGCCGGGGUCCCCCAUGACCAGUGACUGCUCUCCUUCCCUCUCCCCCUCCCUCAGCCCCAACCUGUCCCUCUGCUCCCAGUCCCCCACCCUCACCUCCUCCCCGUCGCUGUCCUCCAAGCCGUCCGCCCAGCCCCGCCCGCUGUUGACGCAUUGCUUCCAGGAGCACGUGUUUCGUCGCCCCACCUACUGCCAGCUCUGCAAGCACAUGAUCGUGGGUAACUCCAAACAGGGCUUGCGCUGCAAAGCCUGCAAGCUGGGUGCCCAUCUCUGGUGCUCCUCUGAGCUAUCACAGCAGCCAUGCAACGGCAAGUCCGGAGCUUUCAAACGGAACUUCAGUUCCCCAAUGCUUGUCAACGAUCAGCUGGGCGUGGUCAAGGAGGCGUCCACCACCAAAGAGUCUGGGAAGGCACGUGUGGACCCUGUGUAUGAGACCCUGCGCUACGGGACGUCCCUGGCGCAAAUGAGCCGCUCCAGCUUCGGCAGCGUUUCCGAGUCGCCCACCUGCAGCAUGGAUGAGGGAGGGGAGGAGAGAGAUGAGGGCCAGCGCAGUACAGAGGAGGAGGGAGGCCAGGACCCUGGAGAUCUCACUGCAUCGGAAAAUGAGAAGGUAGAGUCAACAGAGGAACUGAAGGCUCCCAAACGGAUUGAGGUUCACUCCAUCCACACUUAUGUAGCCCUCUACAAGUUCCUGCCACAAGAACUGAACGACCUGGAGCUGCAUCCUGGUGAUCGUGUGCAGGUCACAGAUGACUCAAAUGAAGAGUGGUGGAAGGGGAAAAGUGGAGACAAGGUGGGCUUUUUCCCGGCCAACUUUGUGCAGAGGGUGCGUCCAGGAGAGCGAGUGUGGAGGGUCACGCAAGGCAUCCACGGCAACAAAGAGAUAGGUCACAUGACUGUGAAAGAGUCCCAGAUCUGUGUGGGGAAGAACGAGGACAGCAAUGGCUUCCUGAAGCUCAGCAGUGGGAAGAAGAGAGGCUUGGUUCCCUGUGAUUCCCUAGAGGAGAUAUGAGCUCCUGUUUGACCUUUUCCCCUGCCCCCCUCCCCCACCCCACAAAAAAGCACAGGCCCAGGCCAGGAGGGGCGUCCCACCACACCCACCGGGAGGAAGAGGCAGAGCACCCAAGGAGCAGCCUGGAGACAUCAAAGCUCAUAAGCCACAGAAACAGCAUGGGGACCCACCCCCAUACCUGUCCCAUUCACCUGAAUGCAGACCCCACACUUGCAUACCACCCUGAAGCUCAGUGCGGAUAUCUACACCAUCAUCAUGAGAGUGCUCAGCAGUGGCAGUCCUGCUCGGUUGCACUGUCAUCCGAAACUUGAGUCUCUUCAAGGAAAUUAGCAAAACCAUUUUAGCUGCAAUCCUGAUUCAGACCAGAUUUUAGGCUUUGGGCUCCUCCGAACCCUCAAGGCUACCCCCCACGAGACUGACCGUAUCUGGGAGAAACUGAGCUGGACAUCUUGACCUGCUUCCUGAAUCUAGAGUCUGUGUGUGAGAGUUAGGGGGAAAGGGGGGGGGGGGUGUUCCAGUUUUGGAUGCUGCCACUGCGUUUUUUUUACACCUUGUCUUCAGCCGGUGGUGUGUGGUGGGACCACCCCUCUCCGGGGCACACACCCCACAGGAGCCGAACGGAGAGAGACAGCGAGCAGGAAACGGCACCGCAAAGGCCACACCGUCUUACCUGGGGAAUUGGUCACAUAUCAUAGAGGAGAGACCUUAUGUGUGCAUAGUUUCUGUGGGUUUGUGGGAGCUUUAAGUUCUCACAUGCAGAUGUGUCAAGUCUUGCCCAGCCGUCAACAGAUAGCAUUGACAUUGCUGACUCCAAAGUGUGAGAAUGAAAGUGGCAUUAACAUGGCAGGGGCCAAGGAAAGGGCCUGCAUUUGUGUGUGUGACAGAGAGAGAGAGAGAAGGAGGAAGAGAGAGAGAAAGAGAAAAAGUAUGAGCGUGUGUUCUCCUUGUCCUCUGCUUUGGGCCACUCUGUUGCACACUGCAUCCCUGGGCUGGGAUUAAGUUCAUCUUAAUUUAGACUGGCAGCUCCACAAACUAUUUCCGUCUGUGUGUGCAAUUUCCUCAAGCUUUGUAAGGCCACAGAGUGAAGUUGGGCCACACCGUCAGUACUUGAUGAUACAGUACAUGAUGCACCCUAGGACGCUGAGAGAGUCAUGUAAAGGACAUCAGUCAAUGCAGGUCUACAUAUCGCAUGACCAUUGGAGAUUUUUUUUUGUGCUUCUGUAUGGGGUCGUCCACAAUGCAUAGACUUCUAUUUGGUCAAACUGCAAUGCACUUGUUACUUAAUUCUGAGUAACAAAUUUAAGCAUGAGUCACUAAUUGAAGUUACUUAUUUGUUUCUUGCAUGCUAUGAGUUCAGUUCAGUUACUGAAAUGACAGAAAAAUGUUGUGAAAGAAAUGUAAAACUGGCUUAGGUGCAUUGCAGUUAGACUGAAUCAAAGCCUUACUCUCAUAGUCAGUACCUAUGUAUAGGAGAACUGCUGAAGACAUGCAAAUAUUAGGCAGUAGAAUUUAAAGCAGUAAUCAUGGGUGACAUGUGCUCCGACUAAAACACACAGAUGGUGUGUUUUUUAACUUGUGUAGUUGUAGCACCUUGUUGUCAUUGAUAAAUCCAUUCAAAUAUUUGCCAGCAUCUUGAAAUAAACAUACUCAAGGCAAACAGCAUUGAUAUGUACAUAUAGAUAGAUCGAUAUAUGUACAUUUGGUGGUGGAGCUGUACUGAUUUUCUCCAGAGAGUAAAUCAAUGUGAGCCUGACCAUAGGUAUUCUUGCUUGUCAGCGCUUCACGACUGGAAGACCAAAGCAAACCGGGGUGGGAAAGAAACGGGCCAAUUGACGCACAGGUGCCCACACAGCAGGCACAGCGAAUGAACCGUGCCAGGGCUCCACUGCCAGGCUUCGGGAGAGAGAGAGAGAGGGCCGUCUGGCCGCUAGUCCUCAGGGUUCAGACACAACAUGUUAUAAUUAGAUUGUUCUCGUGUAUAUCAGCGGGCUCCUCUGUGGGGUGGAGGUGGGGCAGGCGUUGAGGAGGGAGGGGGCGUGCACUUGAAGGCCGCGCGGGCACUGUCACGGCCCCUCUGCCUCCGGGUGUCCUUUGAAGGUGUCAGAUCAUUUAUGUUUGCUUCUCGUGUCACUCGUCAAUCUGUCACUAAGGGAAAAGGACUCUCAAAUCCUGCUGACCUGGUCAAUCGGCCUCUUGUGCUUUUUUGAUGCCGGUUCUUGUUCCUCCUUUAAAAAUGGCAAACGAUAAAGCAGUAAAGGUAAUUCCAGGAGAAAGGAGUUUGAAGCAUGGAUAAGAGAAGGAGAGAGAGAGAGAGAGAGAGAGAGAGAGAGGGGGGGGGG
Messenger RNA from Megalops cyprinoides (Indo-Pacific tarpon), 4109 nucleotides. Its product is annotated as SH3 and cysteine-rich domain-containing protein 2-like. The transcript has 11 exons. Gene Ontology annotation, molecular function: protein binding. Bases 526 to 1770 code for a protein of 414 amino acids. Gene Ontology annotation, biological process: positive regulation of voltage-gated calcium channel activity; positive regulation of protein localization to plasma membrane; skeletal muscle contraction. NCBI's taxonomy places the organism in Eukaryota, Metazoa, Chordata, Actinopteri, Elopiformes, Megalopidae. Gene Ontology annotation, cellular component: extrinsic component of cytoplasmic side of plasma membrane. The record is from RefSeq and is a predicted model, not a curated record.